Molecule: messenger RNA, 2451 nt
Organism: Uloborus diversus
Lineage: Eukaryota; Metazoa; Arthropoda; Arachnida; Araneae; Uloboridae
Product: neural cell adhesion molecule 1-like
Exons: 14
Coding region: 1-2451 (816 amino acids)
Molecular function (GO): protein binding
Source: RefSeq, a predicted model, not a curated record
AUGAAGCUCAAAAAAUGUACAGAUACAAAAAUUAUCUGUAAAGAACAUAAAAAGGAAAGUAGAGAACCUUCUGAAAGACAUACAGUAGUCUCUGGUGGCAAAAUUUCAUUACCAUGCGACAUCAUCUCUCCCAUGAUAGGUGACGAAGUCUACUUAGUUCUUUGGUAUAAAGGUGAUAUAGCUACACCCAUCUACAGCUUCGAUGCCAGAAGAGGACAUAUAGGUCAAGCUAGGCAUUCUUCCAGUGAUUUUUUAUCUAGAAGAGCAUACUUUAAUACUAUUACAAGGCCCGCUGUUUUAGAAGUAUCACCAAUUGGACCGGAAGAUGAAGGUGAAUAUCGAUGUCGAGUUGAUUUCAGAAAAGCCCAAACGAGAAACUACGCAAUAGCAGUUAAAGUUUUAGUGCCUCCGGGGAAGCCCGUAAUUAAAGAUAGUUUCGGAAAAAGUGUAAAUGGAAUUAUUCGGUCUUACAAUGAAGGAGAUAAACUUUAUUUGCUGUGUGAAAGUCAAGGAGGUAAACCGUCUCCAACUCUAACUUGGUGGAAAGGAUCGACUCUUUUAGAUGACACGUUCGAGCUGAUCCCUGGAUCACAUGCAGUCCGAAAUGAGCUUCAACUAGAGAGUUUGACUCGAAGAGACUUAAUGGCAGAGUUUACUUGUCAAGCAUCAAACAACAACGUUUCUGCACCUAUAAAAUCAUCCGUAGCAUUGGAUCUCAAUUUUCGUCCUCUAAAGGUUAAAAUUGCUGGUCCCCGACAGGCUUUUUCAGCAGGCGACAGAGUGCAACUGAAAUGUACUAGUCAAGGUUCGAGGCCUCCUGCGGUUCUAACAUGGAAGAAGGCUGGAUCCAACUUUAAGAACCAGCAGGAGGAGGUGGUGACUGGAGGGAAUGCGACAGUCAGUAUUUUCUCAUUUACGCCAACCCCCGAAGACCAUGGACACUUGGUCACAUGCAGAGCCGAAAAUCCUCUUAUCCCUGGCAGUAGCAUCGAAGAUGGAUGGAAGAUGGAGAUACAUUUUGUACCUCAGCUAAAUCUUCGACUCGGAAGCAAGCUUCGCCAUUCCAAUAUUCUGGAGGGAAAUGAUGUUUACUUCGAAUGCAACAUCAGGUCUUCUCCUUGGGUCCAUGAGACAGGAUGGCGCUUCGAAGGUCAAGAGCUAGUUACUAAUAUAUCUGCUGGAGUCAUUGUUAGUAAUCAGUCGCUGGUUUUACAAAAAGUUCAACGGAGAAACAGAGGCAGGUACAGUUGCACAGGCACGAACAGCGAAGGACAAGGCGAAAGCAAUCACGUGUAUCUCAGAGUGCAAUUUGCACCUGUGUGUAAGAGUGGACAACAAACCGUCUAUGGUGCUAUGCUGCAUUUUCCAGUGGAAAUCGCUUGUGAAGUAGAAGCAGACCCGGAAGAAGUAACAUUCCGUUGGGAGUUCAACUCUUCAUUCGGAACUUUAGAACUGGUGCCAACAACGACAUCUGGGAGAAAGAGCGUGGUUCACUACAUUCCCAGGUCAGAACAGGACUACGGGACGCUGUCUUGCUGGGGGAGGAACAGAGUUGGACUUCAAAGGAUGCCAUGCCUAUUCGUAGUUAUCCCUGCAGAACCACCCUCUGCUGUACACAACUGUAGCAUUGGACAAGAAACAGAGCAUUUCUUUAGAGUGUCCUGCUACGAAGGAAAAGAUGGUGGUCUCAACCAGUAUUUUCAUUUGGAAGUUCGUGGACCCGACUCAAAUCUUCUACUCAACCUGACAUCACAGACUGCUGAUUUUGCCGUCCGUGGACUCAGUCCUGGAUCUGUUUAUACCUUAACACUGUACGCUGUAAAUGCGAAAGGCAGAGGUAUACCAUUAGUCAUCAAAGCUUCAACUCUAUCAACUCCAGAAAGCCAAACGAGAAGAGAAGACGUUUGGGAACUGAGCAUCAGUCCUGUCCUAUUAAUACUAUUAGCCAUUGUUGGAGGAAUUGUAUUAGUUGCUUUCUCCAUAAUUGUUUACCUGAAGUUCCAAGGAAAGAGAAACAUAGCAAAAGGAAAUAUGAAAGCAGACGACAAAAAAAAUCCUCGAGCUGGACAUAAAGAUCACAAAGUUUUCAACCAUUGUUUAUGUGAGCACAGAGAAGAUGAACAGCUGAAGCAUUUUACGUCAGAUAGUUAUGUUAUAAUAGAAAACAGUAAACCUGACGUAACAGGAGAGGCAACAGCAAAGGCAGAAGGUGUGUACUGGAAAAAAUUGCCUCUAAGUGCCUCAAACAGCGAAAACUUUUCGAAUCCAAGGCUAAAAAUAAAGCUUCCCAUGCAAACAGAGCUAGAAACGCCUGACAUUGAGAAAACGCGCAGCAUUAUCGCAAGUCCAACGGAAAGUUACUGCCACAAUACUGCAGUAAUUGUCAAACAGAGGACAUCUCCAGACAGUCCAACUUCUGUUAGCAUAGCCAUACGUCACACGGAUGUCUAG